Molecule: messenger RNA, 3498 nt
Organism: Endocarpon pusillum Z07020
Lineage: Eukaryota; Fungi; Ascomycota; Eurotiomycetes; Verrucariales; Verrucariaceae
Product: 3-hydroxy-3-methylglutaryl-coenzyme A reductase
Exons: 4
Coding region: 1-3498 (1165 amino acids)
Biological process (GO): coenzyme A metabolic process; isoprenoid biosynthetic process; ergosterol biosynthetic process
Cellular component (GO): endoplasmic reticulum membrane; peroxisomal membrane
Molecular function (GO): hydroxymethylglutaryl-CoA reductase (NADPH) activity; protein binding
Source: RefSeq, a predicted model, not a curated record
AUGAGAGGAUCCGCCCUGCUGCCGAAACAGCUGCGGGCCCUGGGCGCCACAAACAAAGAUGGACGUCCAUCCUGGCUCAAUAGUACAAUAACUGCGAACUUGCUAUCUGCUUCUCAUCAAGCAUGCAUGCACCCAAUUCAUACCAUUGUGGUCAUUGCUUUGUUGGCAAGCACAUCCUACGUUGGUCUGUUGCAGCAAAGCUUGUUCGAGACUGCAGGACCGACAAGUUAUCUACAAGGCUACGUUGAUGUGGACUCUCUGCUUGAGGGCGGAAGGACACUUGAGCUUAGCAGUCGUACCUCUUGGAGGUGGCAGUCUAACGAUAGUUUUUCGCCCCAGCAGAUUAACAAUGCCUCGCAGCACCUAGCUCUAACAACCUUCACCUUCCCAGACUCCUUAUCGUCGUCUGCUCAAUUGGCUCCGCUAGCGGAGGCGGUACCCAUUCCAGCAAACAUCUCCGCAAAAAGGAUACCCUCGACGCCCAAUGUACUCUCAGCAAUAUCCCAGGACUCUUCCUUGUCCUUUUCCAUUCCAUAUGCCGAAGCGUCAGACUUCCUCAAAGCUGUUCAGGAGAUUCCAGGAAGAUCGAAAACCAGCAAUGGUAAAGAAGACAAAAUAUGGAUCAUGAAGGCUGCUCGUUUCAGUGGUCAUGGUUCUCGAAGAACAUAUAGAGCAUGGUUAAGCGACGGGUGGAGUUCUUUUGUUGAUCUCGUCAAGCAUGCUGAGACUUUAGAUAUCAUAAUCAUGGCGUUGGGUUACCUUUCCAUGCAUCUGACUUUCAUUUCCUUGUUUCUGUCGAUGAAACGGCUGGGCUCUAACUGCUGGCUGGCCACCUCUGUGCUACUAUCGAGCCUUUUCGCCUUUUUGUUCGGUCUCCUGAUUACCACAAAACUUGGCGUUUCCAUCAACAUGGUCCUGCUGUCCGAAGGACUGCCAUUUCUAGUUGUGACCAUCGGCUUCGAGAAAUCGAUCAUUCUCACAAAAGCAGUCCUAUCUGCAUCAUUUGACUCACGGAAAAAGCCGUCCACGAACGAUGCCGCAAAUGGUCAUGUCUGGGGAGCACCACCAGCUCAGUCCCCACCUUCGAUUCAAGAUGCGAUUCAAACGGCAGUAAAGGAGAAUGGAUUUGAGAUAGUACGCGAUUAUGCAAUAGAGAUUGCAAUCCUGGUGGCAGGUGCGGCUUCGGGUGUACAGGGUGGGCUGCGACAAUUCUGCUUUUUAGCAGCAUGGAUCCUCUUGUUCGACUGCCUCCUACUUUUCACCUUCUACACCACUAUCCUUUGCAUUAAGCUUGAGAUAAACCGCAUUAAACGACACGUUGCGCUUCGCAAGGCGCUGGAGGAGGAUGGCAUUAACCGACAAGUGGCCGAGAAAGUAGCUACCAGCAAUGACUGGCCAAGUGGGACCCCUGACGCAUCAGCUGCCUUUAAUAUAUUUGGGAAAAAGGUUCGCGCGAGCAGUGUUCCGAAGUUUAAGAUAUGGAUGGUCACCGGAUUCGUGCUGAUCAACGUCUUUAACUUGUGCACAAUACCAUUCAGGAACGAGAAGAGUUUCAAAGCGUCCAAAGGAUCAGUGUCGCAUGUGUUGGCUCCUGCUCCAAUUGACCCGUUCAAGGUUGCAGAAAAUGGGUUGGAUUCUAUCUACGUCUCCGCGAAGAGCCAGGGGCUGGAGACGUUCGUGACAGUCCUGCCACCCAUCAAAUACGAGCUUGAAUACCCGUCGAUCCAUUACUACGAGGACGAGGACGAAAUGGGACUUUUUGACAUCGAAUACACCGAUCAGUUCCUGAAUGCUGUUGGUGGCAGGGUCAUCGAAGGCGUACUCAAAAGCUUGGAAGACCCUGUUCUAAGCAAAUGGAUCCUCAUUGCACUGACAAUGAGCCUGAUCUUGAACUGGUUUCUCUUUAAUGCUGCUAGGUGGAGUAUCAAAGAACCACAAUCUGCAAAACGAACGCCUCCCAUUCAGGCCCCGCCUCGACCCCAACAUAUCCGCAAGCCGCUUCCGGCUACAGGAGUUAGUGGGUCAGAACGCUCAACAGCUGAAUGUGAACAAAUGCUUAAGGACAAGAAAGCCCCAUAUCUCACUGAUGAGGAGCUCAUAGAACUCUCACUUCGAGGAAAGAUUCCUGGCUACGCGAUCGAGAAAACCAUGGAAGAUGAGGAAUUGAUGACUCGUCUCGAAUCUUUCACAAGGGCCGUCAAGAUCAGGCGGGCCGUCGUCUCAAGAACACCAGCUACCAGUGAGAUGACUCAUCUACUCGAAAGCUCUAAAACUCCAUACAAGGACUUUAACUAUGGUCUUGUUCAUGGCGCAUGUUGUGAAAAUGUCAUCGGCUAUCUCCCGUUACCACUUGGUGUUGCCGGCCCUCUCGUGAUAGACGGCCAAAGCUACUUUCUUCCGAUGGCCACUACAGAAGGUGUGCUCGUUGCCAGCACGAGCAGAGGUUGCAAGGCAAUUAAUUCUGGGGGCGGUGCCGUCACUGUAAUUACAGGCGAUGGGAUGACACGAGGCCCCUGCGUAGGUUUUCCGACACUGGCCAGAGCUGGCGCGGCGAAGAUCUGGCUUGACUCUGAAGAAGGUCAGAAAGUGAUGAAGAAUGCUUUCAACUCGACAAGUCGCUUUGCAAGACUACAAAGCAUGAAAACAGCACUUGCAGGGACAUACCUGUAUAUCAGAUUUAAGACGACAACUGGAGAUGCCAUGGGCAUGAACAUGAUCAGCAAGGGGGUGGAGAAGGCUUUACACAUAAUGUCGACGGAGGCAGGAUUUGAUGACAUGUCUAUCAUCUCGGUAUCGGGCAACUUCUGCACCGACAAAAAGCCCGCUGCGAUCAACUGGAUUGACGGGAGAGGCAAAUCCGUCGUAGCAGAAGCCAUCAUACCAGGGCACGUCGUUCGAAGCGUCCUCAAAAGUGACGUGAAUGCUCUGGUCGAACUCAACACAGCCAAAAAUUUGAUUGGCAGUGCCAUGGCAGGCAGUAUUGGCGGGUUCAAUGCGCAUGCUUCCAACAUUAUCACAGCAAUGUUUCUUGCCACUGGUCAGGAUCCUGCUCAAAAUGUGGAGAGCAGUAAUUGUAUCACCAUCAUGAAGAACAACAACGACAACCUCCAAAUAUCUGUUUCCAUGCCCUCAAUCGAAGUGGGCACUAUCGGCGGCGGUACCAUCCUUGAGGCCCAAUCCAGCAUGCUCGACCUUCUCGGUGUCCGUGGCGCGCAUCCAACUACUCCGGGAGAGAAUGCCCGCAAGCUCGCCCGGAUUAUGGGUGCCGCCGUGCUAGCUGGCGAACUGAGUCUCUGCUCGGCGCUUGCGGCGGGGCAUCUUGUGAAAGCGCAUAUGGCGCAUAACAGAAGUCAGGCACCUACACCGAUGAGGGCUACGACUCCAGUCAGUGCGGCGGUGGAGCCGUAUAUUCGUGCCACGAGGGAGGUGGCUUCACCAGGUUUGGCGCUGACUUCCGGAAAUGCAGGGCUGGGUUUGAAGAUGACGGCUGCGAGAUGA